UAACUUUCGAGGGCAAGCUCAAAAUUGAGACGAGUACAAAGCGUUCGAUCACUACCGGUGCAAAAUUCAAACCAGGCGCUGAUCAUAUCGAGAUAGAGUUCCACUGGAGCGCGGAGAUGGCAACACCGAAGCUGUCCGCUGUCUCGACGGUGCGGCCGGACGAUAAGCAGCGCGCGGCCUCGUCGUCGGCGGCGGCGGUGUCGGUUGCGCCUCUGAUCAGGGUGCAGGACGACACGGCGAUCGAGGAGUACGAGCAGUACCUGCGGCUUCCGGAGCUUGCGAGGCUGUGGAAGGAUAGGUGCUGUCCGGAAUGGGCGGACGAGGGCCUGGUCAAGCCGGCGCUGCAGGCGCUGGAGAUCACCUUCCGCUUCGUGUCCGUGGCGCUCUCCGACCCGCGGGGCUACGCCAGCCGCCGCGAGCUCGCGCGGCGGCUCGAGGCGCUCGCGGCAAGGGAGGUGGAGCUGGUGGCCACGCUCUGCGAGGGCGAGCGGUGCGCGCCGCUGGCCGAGCUGAGCGCGUCCGAGGGCGUGCUCCCGCGGGAGCGGAGCGCGUCUGAGGUGUGGCAGCUUCCCGGUAGCGCCACCGCGGUGGUGUGCCAGGUCAGCGAGGCCAGCCUGCUCCCGCGCCUCGCUGCGUGGGACAAGUCCGAGACCGUCGCGGCCAAGAUCAAGUACGCCAUCGAGAGCCAGAUGCAGGGCUGUGUGUUCACCCUAGGCCUCGGCGAGCCCAACCUCGCCGGCAAGCCGGUGCUUGAGUACGACCGCGUGGUGAAGCCGCACGAGCUGCACGCCCUCAAGGCGAAGGCCACGCCGGAGGCCAAGACCGGCUACCGCAACAGGGAGAACGAGGCGGUGUGCACCAUCCACCAGAUACUGGAGUCCUGGUUGUGCGCGGCCUCACAACUUAUCACCCGCCUAAACGAGCGAAUUGAAGCAAGAAACUGGGAGGCCGCGGCGAGCGACUGCUGGAUCCUGGAACGCGUCUGGAAGCUGCUCGCCGAUGUCGAGGACCUGCACCUGCUGAUGGAUCCGGACGACUUCCUGCGGCUCAAGAGCCAGCUCGCGAUACGGGCGGCACCGGGCUCCGACGCGUCCUUCUGCUUCCGCUCCAGGGCGCUGCUGCACGUUGCUAACGCCACGAGGGACAUCAAGAAGCGUGUGCCGUGGGUGCUCGGCGUAGAGGUGGAUCCCAACGGCGGGCCGAGGGUGCAGGAGGCGGCCAUGAAGCUGUUCCACAGCCGGCGGCGCGGCGAGGGCGAGGAGGCCGGCAAGUUGGAGCUGCUGCAGGCAUUUCAGGCCGUGGAGGCGGCGGUGAGGAGGUUCUUCUUCGCGUACCGGCAGCUCGUCGCGGCAGUGAUGGGCACCGCGGAGUCUUCAACCAACCGGGCGCUGUUCUUGCCGGAGGAGGAGAUGGAUCCCCUGGCGCAGAUGUUCCUCGAGCCUCCCUACUUCCCCAGCCUCGACGCUGCUAAGACAUUCUUGGCUGACUACUGGGUACGGCGCAUGGCCGGUGAUUCUGCUUCGUCAAGGCGAAGCUGAGGAGGGGAAAUGGGGGCGGAUGGAUGCCGCCAAACCCUGAAUUUUGCAGUUUCCGAGCUUGAAGAUAACAUACAUGCGUAUCGCGCUGUUAGUAUGAAAAUUUAUUUCUGUAGUUCGAGCAAAUGUUUUACUGGUGAGCAUUUUGAUUUAUAUCUGAUUAGAUGUUAACUGGAAAAAAAAGAAGUAGAUAGUAUAUUUCAAUUGGAGUACUGAUGUAUAUAUCUAUCUGUAAAUACAAGUUUCAACGGAUCAUGUAUUUGAUCGGAUAGUGUUGAUGUCCUACUGAUUGUCUCAAAAGAAAUAUUCUUGACCUAAUCA
Messenger RNA from Oryza brachyantha (malo sina), 1856 nucleotides. RefSeq names its product nematode resistance protein-like HSPRO1. Gene Ontology annotation, biological process: defense response. Gene Ontology annotation, molecular function: metal ion binding; heme binding. Lineage: Eukaryota; Viridiplantae; Streptophyta; Magnoliopsida; Poales; Poaceae. The coding region runs from base 117 to 1538 and encodes 473 amino acids. The record is from RefSeq and is a predicted model, not a curated record. The transcript has a single exon.